AUGGCGCAAACCAAAAGCAUUCGUCGGCGGUCUGGACCGACAACACCUAAACGAGGGCAAGGGUCUCGCACAGAUCCAUCUCCAAGAUCUAGAGUCGGGGGGAAGCGCCUCUCGCUCCCACAACCGGGCGACCCGAUCCCGCGGCGCAAACCGCAUCGCUUCAAACCUGGCACCAAGGCACUACGAGAGAUCAGACGGUACCAGCAAUCCACCGAUCUGUUAAUGCUGAAGCUGCCCUUUUCGCGACUCGUCCGCGAAAUCGCCCAGUAUAUUCUCCCCUUCCAAGUCGGCCAGGAACUCAGGUGGCAGAGCCAGGCGAUCCAGGCUUUACAAGAGGCCAGUGAGGCUUUUCUUGUCCAUUUGUUCGAGGACACAAACCUGUGCGCGAUACAUGCAAAGAGAGUUACCAUUAUGCAAAAAGAUCUCCAGCUAGCCAGAAGAUUAAGAGGCGCUUGGGGCGGCUUAGGCUGA
Messenger RNA from Exophiala aquamarina CBS 119918, 471 nucleotides. Its product is annotated as histone H3-like centromeric protein A. Gene Ontology annotation, molecular function: structural constituent of chromatin; DNA binding; protein heterodimerization activity. The record is from RefSeq and is a predicted model, not a curated record. The coding region runs from base 1 to 471 and encodes 156 amino acids. The transcript has 2 exons. Lineage: Eukaryota; Fungi; Ascomycota; Eurotiomycetes; Chaetothyriales; Herpotrichiellaceae. Gene Ontology annotation, cellular component: nucleosome.